Molecule: messenger RNA, 2039 nt
Organism: Temnothorax curvispinosus
Lineage: Eukaryota; Metazoa; Arthropoda; Insecta; Hymenoptera; Formicidae
Gene: Cyp303a1
Product: probable cytochrome P450 303a1
Exons: 10
Coding region: 305-2023 (572 amino acids)
Biological process (GO): xenobiotic metabolic process
Cellular component (GO): intracellular membrane-bounded organelle; cytoplasm
Molecular function (GO): iron ion binding; heme binding; oxidoreductase activity, acting on paired donors, with incorporation or reduction of molecular oxygen, reduced flavin or flavoprotein as one donor, and incorporation of one atom of oxygen
Source: RefSeq, a predicted model, not a curated record
UUUUAAAAUAAAAAGUUUAAGUUUGUUUGCGCUGUAUUAAAUUGUACAUAUAUAUAUACAUAUAUAUCGCUGAGAUGUUGUGCAGAAUCUCACCACAAUGUUUGUCACUUUCCUGUUUCGGACGUCAAUUAAAGGCCCACCGAUAUAUGAUGUUGAUGCUAACGUAUCGGUCUUGCGAGGCGUGUAUGGGAUGAAGAGGGGCAUUUAAAAGCGGUCCGGACGCUGGUCCACGGCCAGUACCGCUUAUACAACGGACCAGAAAAUUUCUCCAGGUACAAGAUUAGAUACAGAUUAGAUUUAUAAAAUGCUCACCACAGCGAUGUUAUUGCUGGUGCUCGUACUGCUGUUGCUAUACUUGGGCUGUCAAAAACCGAAAGGAUACCCACCAGGUCCAAGAUGGUGGCCCGUUCUGGGCUGCGCGUUGGAAAUAGCGCGUAUCCGUCAAGAGACCGGAUAUCUCUUCAAGACCUGUUCGGCGCUCUGCAAGAAAUAUGGUCCUGUGGUAGGCCUAAAGAUCGGCCAAGACCGCAUCGUUGUUCUGAACGAUAUGGAGAGCAUACGGGCGAUGCUGACCAACGAGGAUUGCGAUGGCAGACCGACCGGACCGUUUUACAAGGCCAGAACUUGGGGCGUCAGACUGGGUCUCAUUGUAGUGGAUGAUAGACUGUGGGUGGAGCAACGGCGAUUUGUCUUGCGACACUUGCGAGAAUUUGGCUUCGGUCGCACCAGUAUGGUCACGAUCAUCGAGGAUGAGGCGUUGAAGCUCGUGGAACAUUUCAAGAAGCUGCUACAAAACGGCUAUAAUUAUGAAAUGGCUGAUGUGCGAAAGAUGACGACGAUAAAUAACAACAAUAAUAUCGGCCAGAUAUACAAGCUGCAGAAAGAUCCGAAGAACAAACUGAACAGAUUGAAGCUGUACGACGAGUUCAAUGUAAUCAAGGAUAGGAUCUUUGAUCGUAAACCUCGUACAGUGGCGGAUUUGUACAUGAAAGCCGAAGACUACGCGGAAGUCAGAAAAGUCUCUCAGUCUGCAGGAAUGAUCAUACCUAUGCACGACGCUUUUGGUGUCACUGUAUUGAACACCCUUUGGAGAAUGAUGGCUGGAAGAAGGUACGAUACUGGUGACAAGGAACUUACGCACUUACAGCAAAUCCUCACAAAGCUUCUGAAAGAAAUCGACAUAAUCGGCGCGCCUUUCAGUCAUUUUCCAUUGCUACGUUUUAUUGCGCCGGAAUGGUCCGGUUAUAAAGCGUUUGUAGAAACGCAUCAAGAACUGUGGGCAUUUUUAAAAGAGGAAUUGUACAAUCAUAAAAACACAUUUUUAUCGGAUGCCCCACGAGACUUGAUGGACGUUUAUCUAACUGUACUAAAUUCGAGAGACUGCAGCGAUACAUUUUCAGAAUCCCAGUUAUUGGCGAUCUGUGUAGAUCUUUUCAUAGCAGGCUCCGAGACAACUUCAAAGGCACUUGGAUUUGGAUUUUUAAAUCUAAUACUGUACCCGCAAGUUCAAAAGAAGGCACACGAAGAAAUAGAUAGAGUUAUUGGCCGUGACAGAUUUCCCACGUUGGCCGACAAACCAAGAAUGCCGUAUGUUCAAGCCAUUGUUCUGGAGUCCAUAAGAGUAUUCGUGGGUCGUACUUUGAAUGUUCCGCACAGAGCGUUAAAAGACACUUCUAUCGUGGGUCACAAGAUACCAAAGGACACGAUGCUCGUUGUAAAUUACAAUAGAAUACUCAUGGACGAAUCCUGGGACGACCCGGAGGAUUUCCGACCGGAGAGAUUCCUCGACAACGACGGCAAUAUCAUUACGCCAGAAAAAUAUUUUCCUUUUGGCAUCGGCAGACACCGUUGUAUGGGAGAGGUAUUAGCUAGGAGCAAUAUUUUCAUCAUAAUCGCCACGCUGUUACAGACGUUUAGCUUCUCGGUGGUACCUGGUGAGCCACGACCGACCACGCAAGACUUUGUGGACGGUGUCACGGCUGGUCCUAAACCAUAUAGGGCGUUGGUUUCUCUGAGAAUAUAAGCUAGACACUUGACUG